This is a messenger RNA of Colletotrichum spaethianum, 1260 nucleotides long. Its product is annotated as efflux pump fus6. NCBI's taxonomy places the organism in Eukaryota, Fungi, Ascomycota, Sordariomycetes, Glomerellales, Glomerellaceae. The coding region runs from base 1 to 1260 and encodes 419 amino acids. The transcript has a single exon. The record is from RefSeq and is a predicted model, not a curated record. Gene Ontology annotation, biological process: transmembrane transport. Gene Ontology annotation, molecular function: transmembrane transporter activity.
AUGGCUGGGGGUGCAAUCUCUGGGGCUGCCACGAAUGCCUCACAGCUGAUUCUUGGGCGGACAAUUCAAGGCGCCGGCGUCGGCGGCAUUACUGUGAUGAGUUCCAUCAUAGUCUCGGACCUUGUCCCCCUUCGUGACCGUGGAAAAUAUAUCGCCAUCACCCUCGUGGUGUAUCUCGUCUGGGCAUCAUCCGGUCCUCUGAUUGGCGGCUCUCUUUCACAAGCCAAUAGCGAAAGCUGGCGCUGGAACUUUUGGUUACAAAUACCAUUUGGUGUGCUUAGCGUUCUCUUUAUAGUUAUGUUUCUUAAGGUUGAGACUAAAGAAGAGGGCGCUACAUUCUGGGGAAAGAUGCGACGCAUAGACUAUGUUGGCAACUUCCUCGUCAUAGGCUCUACUGCCUCCAUUCUUUACGCUCUGACCUAUUCUGGCUCGAAUUAUCCCUGGAAUAGCCCUCGUAUCAUAGCGUCCAUGGUGGUAGAUGUUCUAGGACUUGUCAUCUUUGUAGCUACGGAGGGCUUUUGCGACGGGACUCCUGUGAUGCCUCUGCGACUUCUUGGCCACCGCACCGGAGCUAUCGUGGCUCUCAACACAUUCUCAAGCGCCUUGCUCAAUAACUGGGUUAAUUUCUUUCUUCCAGUCUAUUUCCAAGCCGUCAAACAAUCCACCCCAUUUCACGCCGGUGCUCAGAUUCUACCUUUGAUUAUUAUGGCUGUUCUGGCAUCGAUUGUGGCAUUCAUAGUUGUCAGUAAGUUUGGCAAAUACAAGCUCCUCCAUAUUCUUGGUUUCGCCGGUAUGGCUUUGGGCCUGGGCCUAUUCGCCCGCCUCGACCGGCGGUCAUCCAAUCUUACCUGGAUCAUGACAGAAAUUGCCUUCUCUGCCGGCCUGGACAUGGUUAUAAAUACUCUCCUUCCGGCCUUCCAGGCGGGAGUGCCUGAGAGCGACCAAGCCGCGGCAACCUCUACGUUUUCAUUUUUCCGUGGGCUUGCCAACAUCUGGCCUAUGACGAUCCCGGCCACAAUCUUCAACAACCGCUGCGAAACUCUCUCACAGCAGAUACCUGACGCUAACAUCAGGAGUGCUCUCUCCAGCGGUCACGCAUAUGGACAUGCCACGCAGGCCUUUCUUUCUACGCUGUCGGAGUCGGAACGCUCCGCAACGAUUGAGGUGUUUACCCAGGCGCUCAAAUUGGUGUGGUAUGUUGCACCUGCUUUUGCGGUUCUGAGUAUGAUUUUGGCUAUGGUAGAGAGGAAUCUGCCAUAA